Verticillium dahliae VdLs.17 is the source of this 1896-nucleotide messenger RNA. RefSeq names its product protein kinase domain-containing protein. Gene Ontology annotation, molecular function: zinc ion binding; ATP binding; protein serine/threonine kinase activity. The coding region runs from base 1 to 1896 and encodes 631 amino acids. Gene Ontology annotation, biological process: intracellular signal transduction; regulation of DNA-templated transcription; protein phosphorylation. The transcript has 7 exons. Lineage: Eukaryota; Fungi; Ascomycota; Sordariomycetes; Glomerellales; Plectosphaerellaceae. Gene Ontology annotation, cellular component: cytoplasm; nucleus. The record is from RefSeq and is a predicted model, not a curated record.
AUGGUGCAGAUGGGCCUGUACUACAUGUACCUGUCCUACAUGUACAUAGCACAAGUACGGUACCUUACCGCAGGUGCUCAACCACGACCGAGGCCCCUGGACCUGGAAACCCGGUCAAGCUUUGGCGGCCCCACUGAACCCAAGACAUAUGCUGAAGAGCCAGUGACUUCGGAGAGGGAAAUUGCCGGCAUGGUUGCUAGCGCGAGGCACUGUCGCCGUACCAGUUCUGAGGUUGAACAAAUGGCGUCUAGUCCUAGGCCGCCGUCUCCAGCAAUGCAGAGCUCGUGGCGAGCGGGCCCGACCAACUCCUUGACUAGCUAUGAACCAUACAACCCCGGAGGGUCCCUCGAUCAUCCUCAGCACUCUGAUGGUAAAUUACGAAAGCGUGAUUUCAGCAACCGUACUCGAACGGGCUGCCUGGUUUGCCGCAGACGAAAGAAGAAAUGGGACGAACGAAAGCCAGAGUGCCACAAUUGCAUUCGUAGCGGGGUGAACUGCCCUGGUUACCCCCCGCAAGAGGGCACUUGUCGGAGGGUUCAAGUCCGGAGGACCUCGGGCAUUCCGCUAGGGCCCAAAGACUUCAGCUGUGUACCGCUGGAUCCCUACGGUACACCGCUACAGAGCACUGAAGCGAAACUGCCCGUGGAACAACAGAGGCUAGACACCUUGCCGUGGGACGGCCAAGGACACAUGGUGCGGACUAAUCCAUCUCAGGGGUGGUCGCCAGUCCAUGACGACAACAGACACACGCCAUCCACCAUCCAUGGUGCAGUUGCCCCACGCCCGAAGCUCCGUCCGCUGCUCCCCACACCAACAAACCCUCUCCCAAGCCGUGUCAGCAGUCAGGAAGUUCCACAACAGGCUGGCAUGGGUAAUUGGAAGGGCUAUGAAAAUGCUGUGGGCGCUGUGCCCUCUCAUCAAAAUGCCAUGACGAGUCACGCAACCGACAGACGCCAAACCUUGACGUCAGGCCAAGGAUCAAGACAAGAUACUGGAGACAUGGAAAUGCGUCAGCAUGAUGUCGAGAUGCGAGUUGUUCGCCGUUCAAGUUUAAACUUAGAGGUAAACCAUGGGGGCACACAAUUCUCUCAACACUCUCUCAGAACGGGCCAGGAUAACGGUUCUAUUCUGUCCGACAUGCAACUUGCCGCAGCAGGAAUAUCUAGCAGCUCAUACCCAAUGUCUUCAAUGACCGGUUCCAAACGGUGGCCAAACUUGGCUACGGCUCAUCCUCCACCAUAUGGCUCGCGCGCGACCUGCAAUGUUCACCCGGGCAAUCUGCUGCUCGGGACAAACGACGACUCCAUCUUCCAGAAGCUGGAAGAAAAUGAGUUCUCGAGCCCCGUCCCUCGCAAGCAACUUGAAGACCGGACCAUCUACCUUUCCCGCCUGAUGAAGCCCAAGGCCGGGCCACUACUGCUUUCUGAUUUUGGAGAAGCUAGGCUCGGCCCUGGUCCCCAUGCCGGCGACAUCAUGCCAAUCAUGUAUCGAGCCCCGGAGACGCUUUUGUACAUUCAAUGGGGCUAUCCGGUCGAUAUCUGGAGCGUGGGACUUACGGCGUGGGAUCUCCUUGAAGGAAAGACGCUGUUUAGCGCCCGCAAGGAGGACGGCAGCUUCUCGGACGGAGCUCACUUCGCCGAACUCAUUGCAGCACUCGGCCCACCGCCUCCAGGGCUUCUCAAUCGGCAUCGCAACAGAGCGCUCGAGUACUGGGAUGAACAUGGAAACUGGAGCGAGUUUGUGCCUAUACCGAAGGAGAGGACUCUCGAGGCAGCUGAAACCAAACUCGGGGAUAAUACCAAGUUCCUCCAGUUCAUUCGAAGAGCCCUUGCCUGGGAUCCGGACGCUCGCCCCACAGCGAAGGAACUUCUGCAAGACCCGUGGUUGAAGGACUAG